AUGCAAGCGUUAGGUAGAAGGUCAAUUGCUUUCCGUGCUUGUAAACAAUUCAAAUUUACCAAAAUUUCAAAGAGAGCUCUCUCUACAUCGAACUUUACUAAAUCUCGUAAUUAUUAUAAUAAUAAUAGUAAGAAUUUACGUAAUUCUUUAUUAUUAAUUACAUCUGCUUCAGCUUUAUCGUACUAUGCUUGGAAUCAACUAAACAAUCAAUCUUCUUCAGAUUAUAUUAGUAACGAUAAUGGCCAACCUUCAAAGAAAAAACCAAUUUCUCCAGAUGAAGUCGCUAAACAUAAUAAACCGGACGAUUGUUGGGUAGUAAUUAACGGUUACGUUUAUGAUGUUACCUUUUUCAUUCCAAAUCAUCCAGGUGGUGAAGAUGUUAUUAAAGCAAAUGCGGGUAAAGAUGUUACAGCUAUGUUUGCACCAUUACAUGCAAAGGGUACUUUGGAGAAAAAUAUUCCAGAAGAUAAGAAAUUAGGUCCAUUAAGUAAGCCAAUGCCUAAAAAACUUGUUUGUCCACCUUAUGCGCCAGGUGAAUCUCCUUAUGAGAUUAUGACUAAACAAAAAUUGAGAGAUAAUAUGCCUCCUUUAGGUAAUGUCUUAAACCUAUACGAUUUUGAAAGAUUAGCUUCAAAGAUUUUAACUAAUCAAGCUUGGGCUUAUUACUCAUCAGGUGCAGAUGAUGAAAUUACAUAUAGAGAAAAUCAUAAUGCUUAUCAUAGAAUUUUCUUUAAGCCUCAUAUUUUGGUUGAUGUUGAACAUGUUAAUUUGAAGACUACAAUGUUAGGUGAAAAGACUGAUGUUCCAUUUUACGUUAGUGCUACUGCAUUAUGUAAAUUAGGGAAUCCAGAAGGUGGUGAAGUUGAUAUUGCCAAAGGUUGUGGUUCUACAUCAUACUCUGUGCCACAAAUGAUUUCAACUUUAGCAUCAUGUUCUCUUGAUGAAGUCGCUGAAGCUAAAGUUAAUGAUAAACAAUUACAAUGGUUUCAAUUAUAUGUUAAUUCCGAUAGAAAAAUUACUAGAAAUCUAAUAAAGCAUGCCGAAGAGUUAGGCUUAAAAGCAAUCUUCGUCACUGUUGAUGCUCCAUCCUUAGGUAAUAGAGAAAAAGAUCAAAAGAUUAAAUUUACUACUCAAAGUAGCGGUGGUCCAAAAAUUUUACAAAAGAAAGAAGAUGAAAAGAAAGAAAAGAAUUCUGAUGGUGCUUCAAAGGCUUUAUCUAAAUUUAUUGAUCCAUCUUUAUCCUGGGAAGAUAUUGCUAAAUUGAGGGAAAUAACUAAAUUACCAAUUGUUAUUAAAGGUGUACAAAGGGCAGAAGAUGCUGUUAGAGCUGCUCAAAUGGGUUGUCAAGGUGUUGUAUUAUCUAAUCAUGGUGGGAGACAACUGGACUUCUCUCGUGCCCCAAUUGAAGUCUUAGCUGAAACUAUGCCAAUCCUAAAACACCACGGUCUUGACAAGAACUUCGACGUGUUCGUCGACGGUGGUAUUCGUCGUGGUACAGAUAUCUUAAAGGCUCUAUGUUUAGGUGCCACAGGUGUUGGUCUUGGUAGACCAUUCUUAUAUGCCAAUUCAUGUUAUGGUCAACAAGGUGUCGCUCAUGCUAUUGAUAUCAUAACCAAAGAAUUAGAAAUGUCUAUGAGAUUAUUGGGUGUUAGUAAGAUCGAGGACUUAAACCCAGGUUUCUUAGAUUUAACAUCCUUACAUUCAAGAAGUGUCUCUGUGGCAAGGGACUCUCUAUAUGAAAACUCUUACAAAGAACCACAAUUAGCCAAAUUUUUAAUCGACGACGAUGAUUAA
Molecule: messenger RNA, 1794 nt
Organism: Maudiozyma saulgeensis
Lineage: Eukaryota; Fungi; Ascomycota; Saccharomycetes; Saccharomycetales; Saccharomycetaceae
Source: the annotation of a GenBank genome assembly